GUAUGUAUCUGAAAAAGCUGAGAGGGAUAACGUAAGAUAUUAUCAGAGUAAUGGAGAAGUGGAAGUUCCAAGGGAACCAAGGGCUGAAGAGUUUGGCGGUUUCAGUGAGUGGCGCGUUCAACGUGCUCAUGCAGAGCAUCAGCAAGGAGAAAGAGGUGGUUCAUCUUUGUCGUGUUGACCCUACGGAUAACCCUUUGUUUAGUGUAGAUCCUGUGGCUGCUCAUGCUGUCUCUACCGCCGUUCACUCUGGCAACUUCAACUGUUACCCUCCCACCUUUGGCCUACCUCAAGCUAGAAGGGCUAUUGGAGAAUAUCUGUCUAGAGAUCUUCCAAACAAGCUAUCAGCAGAAGAUAUAUAUGUUACAGAUGGUGCCACACAAGCCAUAGAUAUAAUCUUACCAGUAUUUGCAACUCCAGGGGCUAACAUUCUCCUUCCAAGACCAGGCUAUCCUCAAUAUGAAACUCGUGCUACUUUGUGCGGCCUUGAAGUCCGCCACUUUGAUCUCUUGCCUAACAGUUCCUGGGAGGUAGACAUUGAUUCCCUUGAAGCUCUAGCAGAUGACAAAACUAUGGCCAUGGUUCUCGUUAGUCCUAGCAAUCCUUGUGGGAAUGUCUUCACCUACCAACAUUUAAAGAGGGUUGCAGAGACUGCAAGGAAACUGGGGAUGUUUGUAAUAUCUGAUGAAGUUUAUGCCCAUAUAGCUUUUGGGUGCAAUCCAUUUGUGCCUAUGGGAGUAUUUUCGUCAAUAGUUCCCGUGAUUACACUUGGCUCUAUAUCUAAAAGAUGGAUUCUUCCUGGUUGGAGAUUUGGUUGGAUAGCCACUUGUGAUCCCCAUCGAAUUUUCCAAAAAUCGGGGAUUGCGGCAAAUAUCGAGAGCUAUAUGGAGAUUACUAAUGACCCUCCAACUUUCAUGCAGGCAGCAAUUCCUGAAAUACUUGAGAGAACAAACGAUGAAUUUUAUUCAAAAAAUCUUGAUAUAACGAGGGAGGCUGCAAACGCACUCUAUGAAAGAUUUAAGGAGAUCCCUUCCUUGAUAUGUCCUCAUAAACCAGAUGGAGCCAUGGCUGUGAUGGUGCAGAUAAACUUGUCACAAAUUGACGGCAUUGCUGAUGAUGUGGACUUCUGUGUCAAGCUGGCCAAAGAGGAAUCACUACUUAUUCUUCCUGGUGUUAUUGUUGGACUGAAGAACUGGCUUCGGGUUAGUUUCGGUUUGGAGCGUUCUGCAAUUGAAGAAGGCCUUAACAGAUUAAAAGCAUUCUGCCUUAGGCAUGCCAAGAUGUCUCAGCAAAUUAGUGCGUGAUUUGAUGCUUUGGAUUUCAACGUGAAUUAUUAACGAUAAUAAGAGUAUUUUAAUUAUUCUCUAUAAUAAAAGUAUUGUAAUUAUUUUUUAUAAAAAAAUAUUAAUUUAAAU
Messenger RNA from Arachis stenosperma, 1412 nucleotides. RefSeq names its product probable aminotransferase TAT2. The record is from RefSeq and is a predicted model, not a curated record. Bases 51 to 1301 code for a protein of 416 amino acids. Gene Ontology annotation, biological process: amino acid metabolic process; biosynthetic process. Lineage: Eukaryota; Viridiplantae; Streptophyta; Magnoliopsida; Fabales; Fabaceae. Gene Ontology annotation, molecular function: transaminase activity; pyridoxal phosphate binding. The transcript is spliced from 7 exons.